Penicillium cataractarum is the source of this 2256-nucleotide messenger RNA. Its product is annotated as putative AAA family ATPase GCN20. NCBI's taxonomy places the organism in Eukaryota, Fungi, Ascomycota, Eurotiomycetes, Eurotiales, Aspergillaceae. The transcript has 7 exons. Gene Ontology annotation, molecular function: ATP binding; ATP hydrolysis activity. The coding region runs from base 1 to 2256 and encodes 751 amino acids. The record is from RefSeq and is a predicted model, not a curated record.
AUGGAGGCAGAACUCCAGGCGCAGAUCCCUGGCCUGGACCAUGUCAUCUCAGAGUACUCGGUGGGCUACCUGACCCACGCCUCAAACCUCUACGUCGAAGAUGCCAACGCCCAGUCACCCUUGUCGGAAGCUGCAGAGACCGUGACGGAACUGCUGAUCUCCGCCUCUGGGGAUUUCUCCACCAAGAACCGUGAUGCGAUCAGUGGACUCGUCGAGAAAUUCAUUACAUCGCUGAGCUCAGCGAAUGGCGUGGAUUCGGAGAGGAGACAGAUGCCCUUGACGGCCAAGAAGCUCGAUCAGGCCAUCAAUGUGGGCUCCCAGCGGAACAUGUCCUCCACUCUGGGCUUGACCGGUACAAACGUGGAUCUGGAGUCUGCCAAUGCCAGAAAGGUGGAGUCGCGCGUGGACAAGAAGAAGCUCGAGAAGGCGGAGCGGAAGAUUCGGGCCAAGCAGGAGAAGAAGCAGAUGAAGACUGUUCAGUAUGAGGCUUCCCGCCUGCUCAACCAGCCCGAUGAGGCGAUGUCUUACGAAGAGUUCUUCAUGGCCGUUAACCCUCUGCAGCUGGGCUCGGACUCGCAGUCUAAGAGCAAGGAUAUCAAGUUGGACAACCUCGAUAUUUCUAUUGGUGGUCAGCGUAUCCUGACGGACGCUGCUUUGACUCUGGCUUAUGGUCGCCGCUACGGUCUUGUUGGUCAGAACGGUAUUGGUAAAUCUACUCUGCUGCGCGCUCUCAGUCGCCGAGAGGUUGCUAUUCCGAAUCACAUCUCGAUUCUUCACGUCGAGCAGGAGAUUAUGGGUGAUGAUACCCCAGCAAUUCAAGCGGUUCUGGAUGCAGACGUUUGGCGCAAGCAUCUGCUUGCUGAGCAAGAUAAAAUUACCAAGCAGUUGUCUGCUAUUGAAGAGGAACGGUCUCAAAUGGCAGACACCUCCAAGGAUGCCGCCAGACUGGAUCACGAGAGGGAGGGUCUUGAUGUCACUUUGACUGAUAUUCACUCGAAGCUGUCCGAGAUGGAGUCUGACAAGGCCGAGUCCCGAGCCGCCAGUAUCUUGGCUGGCCUUGGUUUCUCCCCCGAGCGACAACAGUUUGCCACCAGGACAUUCUCCGGUGGUUGGCGUAUGCGUCUGGCCUUGGCUCGUGCUCUGUUCUGCGAGCCUGAUCUGCUGCUUCUUGACGAACCGUCGAACAUGUUGGACGUUCCGUCUAUUACUUUCCUGGCGAACUACCUCCAGGGCUACCCCAGUACCGUUCUCGUGGUUUCUCACGAUCGUGCAUUCUUGAACGAAGUCGCUACAGAUAUUGUCCACCAACACUCCGAGCGCCUGGAUUACUACAAGGGUGCUAACUUCGAAUCCUUCUACGCAACCAAGGAGGAGCGGAGGAAGAAUGCCAAGCGCGAGUACGAGAAGCAAAUGGCAGAGAGGGCCCAUCUUCAAGCCUUCAUUGAUAAGUUCCGUUACAACGCGGCCAAGUCCUCAGAAGCUCAGUCCAGAAUCAAGAAGCUCGAGCGUAUGCCAGUCCUCGAGGCCCCAGAAAGCGAAUACGUCGUGCACUUCCAAUUCCCCGAAGUCGAGAAGCUCUCGCCCCCAAUUGUCCAGAUGUCCGACGUUUGCUUCGGUUAUUCCCCAGAGCGGCCGCUUCUCAAGGAUGUCGAUCUCGAUGUUCAACUGGACUCUCGUAUCGGUAUCGUUGGACCUAACGGUGCUGGUAAGACCACCGUGCUGAAGCUUCUUACCAACCAACUCGCCCCCACCAAGGGUCUGAUCUCUGCACACUCAAGACUGCGCAUUGGAUUCUUCGCGCAGCACCACGUUGAUGCUCUGGAUCUGACCACCAGCGCUGUGAGUUUCAUGGCUAAGACGUAUCCCGGUAAGAGCGAUGAGGAGUACCGCCGACACCUGGGUGCAUUCGGUAUCACCGGUAUGACCGGUCUCCAGCGUAUGGAGCUUCUGUCCGGAGGUCAGAAGUCUCGUGUUGCAUUUGCCUGCUUGUCCUUGACCAACCCGCACAUCCUCGUUCUUGACGAGCCUUCUAACCACUUGGAUAUUGAGGGUAUGGAUGCGCUCUCCGAGGCUCUGCAACGGUUCGAGGGUGGUGUGGUGAUGGUCUCUCACGAUGUGACAAUGCUGCAAAAUGUUUGCAAGAGUCUCUGGGUUUGCGACAAGGGCACUGUGAACAAGUUCGAUGGUGAUGUCAAGGCGUACAAGAAGAUGAUCACCGCACAGGCUGAUGCGGCCGGUGUCGUGGCCAAGCACUAA